AUGUAUACGCAUGUCCAAGCAUGUGCAAGAGAGCUGGGCCGACACCGUUUACACUCGACAAAGUGUACUAUAGUGAGUGUUAUGAGUACGGACGGCACUGCACAACACAAACGUGGAGGAGGAGUGGCCGUGCCGUACCCGUACCGUACCGUACCGGCGGUCUCGCUACUUUGUACCAUGCCAUGUUCUGUACAUAUGCGUGUACAUGGGGAUUCGAGUUCUAGCGCAGGCCGGCAAGACCACCUACUUACAUACCUACACCAACCUACACACAUUCAUUAUACUAGUACACACGCAAGACACAUACCCCAACCUCGCCAGGAACGCACGCACUUCUUUUGGCUGGUACUCGUCCAGGGCGGCGCGUGGUGGGAGAAACGGCGGAGCAGUGUUACUUAUUAA
This is a messenger RNA of Colletotrichum truncatum, 402 nucleotides long. The record is from RefSeq and is a predicted model, not a curated record. NCBI's taxonomy places the organism in Eukaryota, Fungi, Ascomycota, Sordariomycetes, Glomerellales, Glomerellaceae.